Carassius gibelio (silver crucian carp) is the source of this 3553-nucleotide messenger RNA. Its product is annotated as 7SK snRNA methylphosphate capping enzyme-like. Gene Ontology annotation, molecular function: snRNA binding; O-methyltransferase activity; RNA methyltransferase activity. The coding region runs from base 368 to 2458 and encodes 696 amino acids. The transcript has 5 exons. The record is from RefSeq and is a predicted model, not a curated record. Gene Ontology annotation, biological process: snRNA modification. Lineage: Eukaryota; Metazoa; Chordata; Actinopteri; Cypriniformes; Cyprinidae.
CCGUCCACACACAGCGAGACUCCGCAGCUCGUGAUUAAGUUCAUCCGAGUAAGCGCAGUAGUUUAGGUGCUAAAACAAUAAACAGAAAGCGACCAUUGUGAUCAGUUCCUCCACACAGCCUGCAGACAUUCCGAAGUAACGUUAGUGUUUCACAAAGCGUUAGUUGAAGGGGCGUGUCCACUGAACGUGUUGUUUUGGGAUCGAGCCCCGUGUGUUGAGCUCAGCGUGGAUCCUGGUCAGCUGUCUUUGGGUUCUCUCUUCUGUUCUCUUCUUCGUGCUGGUUCCGCUGUGUUGUGUAUUAUUCAUGAAUGCCGUUUGGAGGCGGAGACUCUGAAGAUCCAUGCCUCCUCCAGUGUCAGCCUGAAAAAUGAUCGAGAUGUCAUUUGACAAAGAAACUGUGUUAUCUUGUGAGGGGCAAACAGACCUCACUUCCCAACAGCACUCAGAACUUACUGGAAAUGAUACCGGCGCGCUCCAACCGUCCGGGAAGACCACAGUUAUUAACCUCAGCGAAGAGGCAGGGAGUGAGACGUCUCUGGAAGAGCGAGAGAUAACGGCUAGCACGGAGAACACUGCUGUAAGUGAGAGUGGGGUUGCUGGGGUCGAAGCGUCUACACAAAACGGCACCCAGCAGCCCAAACCUCAACAGCAGAAAGUCAGUAAGCGGCGCAGCACGAUGAGCGCUGGAUUCAAACACCCCAGUUAUGGUAAACGCCGCCGCCGUGCCAACUCUGAGAGCGAGUCGGUCCUGCCAACCAACUUCCUGCUGGGCGGGAACAUCUUUGACCCUCUCAACCUUAACAGCCUUUUGGAUGAAGAAGUGAACCGGGCUCUCAACGCAGAGACGCCCAAGUCCUCGCCGUUACCGGCCAGAAGCAGAGACCCCGUAGAGAUCCUGAUACCCAGAGACAUCACAGACCCGCUCAAUCUCAACUGCCCCAGUGCACGGGACGGCAGUCUGUUGGUGUCCCCCCUGAAAAGUGGCGGAGGCAGGCGAAGACAUCGGAACAAGCACCAUGGAGCGAGCGCUGGGAAAGCCUCGGGUGAAGGAAUAGUCGCUCCGAUCGAUUUCCCAGAGUCUGAUGGCUGUGCAGGAGGACGAGACGAGGGAACAACAGCGCUCUCCGUAACGCCUCCGCACUCGCAUGUCCCUGAGGACCAAACCCAGUCGGACUCGACUCGACUCGAGGCUCAGGGUGCAAGUAAGCCCAGUUUAACCACAAACGGUGGUGAGGCGAAGGAGAAAACCAUUGACACGUCAACCGCAGCUCCAUCAAACAGGCAGCGCAAACGCAGGCGGGCCGGAAGCAGACCGGAGAACGCAGACCGCUCCGAUGGGACGAGAAACUGGGGUGCGAGAUCUGGGGGGCAUUUCCCAGAGACGUCCCAACCGCAUCCAAACCACUGGAGGUCGCAGAGCAACAGCAACCAGCACCAACAACAGAACAAAAAGAAGUUUCAAUACGGCAACUAUAACAAAUACUAUGGCUAUCGCAACCCUGGGCUGAGCGAGGAUCCUCGUGUCCGUCUAAUGAAUCCCGAGUGGUUCAGAGGGAAGGAGGUUUUAGAUCUGGGUUGCAACACUGGUCACCUGACUCUAACAAUCGCCAGAAACUGGCGACCGGCGCGGAUCGUGGGCCUGGAUAUCGACGCAGCGCUGAUACAUGCAGCUCGGCACAAUAUACGGCACUACCUCUCUGAGGUUCACACGGAGCAGGCCAGACGCUCCGGGGAAAACGGGGAGGGGAGCGAAGAAAAGAGUCAGAGGGAGGAGAAAGACGAGGAGAGGUUUGUUGUGAAAGAGGAGAAGGGUGAGAAUGAAUGCACGGUCGAAGGAGCAGUGGAAGUCGGUCGGGAGGAAAGGGAGAUUGAAAACAGCGAGGCUGAUUGUGGAGGAACGAGUGGGAAAGAUGAAGCAUCGGUUGGUCUCCCUGAUGGGAAGCAUUCGUUCCCUGUCUCGCUCCAGAUCUCUAGAGGACCCAUAGUUGGCCCGCCUCUGCCUGAGAUAAACACCGAGCGUCUCCCUCCUGGAGAUUUCCCUGCCAACGUCACCUUUGUCAAGGGGAACUAUGUGCUGGAAAAUGAUCUGUUGCUGCAGACGCAAAGAGAAGAGUAUGAUGUGGUCCUGUGUUUGAGCGUGACGAAAUGGGUCCACUUGAACUGGGGUGAUGCAGGACUCAAGCGGCUCUUCCACAGGGUGUACAAGCACCUGCGGCCGGGAGGACUCUUCAUUUUGGAGCCCCAGCCCUGGAACUCCUACGGCAAGAGGAAGAAACUCACCGAGACCAUCUUUAAGAAUUACCAUGGCAUCCGGUUGAAGCCGGACCGGUUCUCCUCGUACCUGACUGCUGAGGUGGGCUUCUCCAGUUACGAGCUCAUCGCAACAUCACAGAACCAUUCUAGAGGUUUUCAGAGACCAAUUUACCUUUUCCGCAAGGGACGCUCGCCUCAAAAGUGACGGCAACAGUUUAACGCCAACCUUGAGAAGAAAACACAAGACUUGGAUUUGAAACCACCAGCAUUUGAUGAAGCCACUGGAAGUUUAAAGAUAUUUCUUUGGAAGUAGAUUUUCAAUAUUUUGAACUCUUGAAAGUAAUCCCAUUGGAGCUGAAUUAGCAUUAAAUCGUCAAUGCUAAAUUGAAUUGGAAUGAAAUUGUUCCCCUGCCGUUGAAAAUAAAGAUAUCCAUUGCAGUUUUGCUGAAGAUUUAACAGGUGCAAAUCAGAGUCCCCCCUAACUCAAUAAAGCUGUUUUCAUCUCUCGUCUGAAGGAGCUCAGAGUUAAAUUCAAAGUGAUUUCUCCUAAGCUCCUGUUCAACACAACUUGUUUUUCACUUGGAAUGAAAUUCCCCAAAAUGCAAAUUCUCCAGCACACAGAGCUGACUUUAAAAGACCAUCUAGAAUUGAAAUGCUUGGUGUUGUGAACUUUUUUUUUUUUUUUUUUUUUUCACCGAAAGGAAGAUUAGAGCUUGUUGCCAGAUGUUCAUCUUUCUGAUUUUUGUUGUUGUUGCACUGUCGUAUGCUCAUUUCUUCAUUAUGUCUGGAACAAAGCAUUGCUAUUAAAAUAGGAAGCUUUAGACGGUUCCAGCAUCUGUCUGCCAAUCGCUCUUUUUAUUGUCCAUCGAUGAUAUUCCUGGUCUAACCGGAUCCUAAUGUUGUCCCAAGGAGUUCUGCAGCUGCAGGUUAGCUGAUUUGCUAUGUUAAAGUGUACACUGAUCCAAUGUCCCGAAUAAAAGUCGGGCUGAUACCAGAAGGAUGCCAUUUCUUUUUCGGCCACAGAGAAUGAUGUUUUUAUUGUUUUGUGUUUUGUUUUGAUUCUCCCAGUGUUAAAGUUGGACACAAACUGAGGUACUCUUUGUAUAAGUCUUUUCAAAACUGAGGUAACCUUGAUGUUGUUAGUUUUAAUGCUGUGGAAAGGUUUGCACUAAAACCAGAGAGCAGAUUUAUGUCCCGCACAUUUGUAUUUUAUCGUGCAAAUGUAAAGUUGGUGUAUCUCUGAAAAGGGUUAUUUCAGUGAAAUCGAAAAAAAUUCAAAUAAACUACAAACUAAACAUGA